Messenger RNA from Eufriesea mexicana, 2573 nucleotides. RefSeq names its product Gcn5 acetyltransferase (gene Gcn5). NCBI's taxonomy places the organism in Eukaryota, Metazoa, Arthropoda, Insecta, Hymenoptera, Apidae. Gene Ontology annotation, cellular component: ATAC complex; nucleus. The transcript is spliced from 5 exons. Gene Ontology annotation, biological process: chromatin remodeling; positive regulation of transcription by RNA polymerase II. The coding region runs from base 123 to 2573 and encodes 816 amino acids. The record is from RefSeq and is a predicted model, not a curated record. Gene Ontology annotation, molecular function: histone H3 acetyltransferase activity; protein binding.
UGAAUCUUUCCUUUAAUUAUAGAACGAUCUUUCAUUAAUAAUUUAUGUUAAAAAUAUAAUAAUUUUAAUCAUUAACCUUCUAAAUGUAUUAACAAUUUUGAUAUUUACAAGGUAAUCAAAUUAUGUCAACCGAAGAAGCAAAUCGCAAUUCGACAUUACAAUCAUUAGAGGAAAGUGGUCAGUGUGUAACUAGUACGUCACAACAUGCAGGAAAUAGCAGGGAAUCAAAUACUACCAAACCUCAAGAACAAAGUAGUCGGCAAAAUAAUUUACAAAGAAUACAACAACGAAAACAACAGAUGUUAAAUUUACCACAAAUGAAAAAAAUAUUAAAAAUUGCAACUUAUAGUGCAUGUAAAGUUGAAGAUUGUAAAUGCAUUGGAUGGAAAAAUUCUCAACUAUUAACUAAGUCUUCUAAAAAUGAUUCACAGCAACCUGUUAUAAAUUUUUUUGAUCCCUGUAAAAGUUGUAAACAUGUUUUAGAAAAUCAUGUUUCACAUUUAACUAAUCAGUCAGAAGAAGAAAUUAAUAAGUUAUUGUGCAUGGUUAUAGACGCUGAUAAUAUUUUUCUAGGAUUACAGAAAGAAGAAGACCCUGACACAAAAAAGGUUUACUUUUAUUUAUAUAAACUUUUAAGAAAAUGUAUACAGUCAAUGACAAAACCUACAAUAGAAGGUCCCUUGGGACAACCACCUUUUGAACGACCUAGUAUAGCAAAAGCAGUAAUGAAUUUUGUUGCUUAUAAAUAUGGUCACUUACCACAAAGAGACAUGCAAGCAAUGUGUGAUAUGGCAAAGAUGUUUUUACAUUGUUUAAAUCAUUGGAAUUUUGAUCCACUCAGUGCUAGAAGAGGCACAAUUAGUGCAGAAGAAGCUCCUGCAUAUAAAAUUAAUCAUACUCGUUGGCUUGUAUUUUGUCACAUACCAGCUUUUUGUGAUUCAUUACCUCAUUAUGAUACAUCUCUAGUUUUUGGACGAACAUUUGUUCAAGCUGUUUUUAAACCAGUUUCAAGGCAGUUAUUAGAUAAAUGUCAUAGUGAACGAGAUAAAUUAGCACCAGAGAAAAGAGUAAUAGUCUUAACACAUUUUCCUAAAUUCUUAUCAAUGUUAGAAGCAGAAAUUUACUCAGAUAAUUCACCAAUCUGGGAUCCUGAUUUUAAACAAGUACCUCCUACUUAUUUACAAUCUGCAUUGGAAUCAAAAGUAAAUCAGGGAAGAAGAACAGGUGAAUUUGAGAAAGUCACAAUUCCUCCAAAUGAUAAAGACAAUUAUACAACCAUUAAUAUAAGUCCGGGCAUGAAGAAGAUUCAUGAAAAAAGAUCACAUUCCGAAGGCCGUUCAGAUGUAAAAAGAAGGAAAAACGAAGAAAGUUUUGAAGAUUUAUCAGAAGAAACAGUUGCAGAAAUUGUAGCAACCAUUAAUGAUCCUAAUUAUAUGUGUGGCCCUGAUGCGGUAUUUCCACCAAAUGUACCACGAGAUGAGACUGCUAAAAUUGAAGAAAGCAGAAAGAUUAUAGAAUUUCAUGUAGUUGGAAACAGUUUGACACAACCAGUUUCUAAACAAACAAUGCUUUGGCUAAUUGGAUUACAUAAUGUUUUCAGUCAUCAAUUGCCCAGAAUGCCAAAAGAGUAUAUAUCUCAACUUGUCUUUGACCCAAAACACAAAACACUAGCUUUAAUAAAAGAUGGUCGACCAAUUGGUGGUAUCUGUUUUCGAAUGUUUCCUACUCAAGGUUUUACAGAAAUAGUAUUUUGUGCAGUUACAAGUCAAGAACAAGUUAAAGGCUAUGGUACACAUUUGAUGAACAUGCUUAAAGAUUACCAUAUAAAAAAUAAUAUAUUACAUUUUCUUACAUUCGCGGAUGAAUUUGCAAUUGGAUAUUUCAAAAAGCAAGGCUUUAGUAAAGAUAUAAAAUUACCCCGAUCAAUGUAUCAAGGGUAUAUUAAGGAUUAUGAAGGUGCAACAUUAAUGCAUUGUGAAUUAAAUGCAAAAAUUGUAUAUACUGAAUUUACCGCCGUUAUACGGAAACAAAAAGAAAUUAUUAAAAAGUUAAUUCAUCAAAGACAGCAGGAAAUACAGAAAGUUCAUCCAGGGUUAACAUGUUUCAAAGAAGGUGUUAGAGGAAUUCCAGUGGAAUCUAUUCCUGGUAUUCGUGAAACUGGUUGGAAAAAUUAUGCUCAGACAAGAACAAGAGGAGUAGCUAAGGGAACUCAAGGUCCAGAACCAAUGGAAGCAUGCUUAGAUAUCACUGAUUCUUUGUAUAACGCGUUAAAAAAUGUUUUGAAUAGCGUAAAAAAUCAUAGUACAGCAUGGCCAUUUUUAAAGCCUGUAGAUAAGAAUGAUGUACCAGAUUAUUAUGAUCAUAUUAAAUAUCCGAUGGAUCUCAAAACUAUGACUGAUCGACUAAAAGCUAGAUAUUAUGUUACAAGAAGAUUAUUUAUUGCCGAUAUGACUCGAAUUUUCACUAAUUGUCGAUUGUAUAACAGUCCCGACACUGAGUAUUAUCGAUGUGCUAAUGCUUUAGAAAAAUAUUUUCAAACAAGAAUGAAAGAAAUUGGUCUUUGGGAUAAAUAA